Messenger RNA from Entelurus aequoreus (snake pipefish), 839 nucleotides. Its product is annotated as protein diaphanous homolog 2-like. The transcript is spliced from 7 exons. Gene Ontology annotation, molecular function: small GTPase binding; actin binding. The coding region runs from base 318 to 839 and encodes 173 amino acids. The record is from RefSeq and is a predicted model, not a curated record. NCBI's taxonomy places the organism in Eukaryota, Metazoa, Chordata, Actinopteri, Syngnathiformes, Syngnathidae. Gene Ontology annotation, biological process: actin cytoskeleton organization.
GCCUGGCAUUCAGGCUUGGUUGCGGAGGAAAUGCCCAGGAUGGGAUACUAUACUGAAAGAAUUGAUGCUGGACCACAAGUGGACGUUUAAACGGAUACUUCUCGCCUGCCACACCCUUUCAAAAGCAAAAUACCUAUUAUUUUUCUUCAAAAUAACGGAAUGGAUUUGGAGAAGAUUUAAAGUGGAUGUUGUUGCCAAGUGACGUGUUGCCAAACGCUUAAGUGUCAACUUUGCCAACUUUUUUUCUUCUUCUUCUUCUUCUUCCUGAGACCACAUCAAGUCAAGAAGAAGGGAAUUUAUUAUAACUUGGAGGCAAAAUGGAUCAAGCCAGCGGCGGGGACGACCCUAGUAAACCUUCUAAAAAGAGGUCCAGUGAGGAUGAAGGCAGGAAUAAAAAACUGAACAUACACAUAAAAACAUUGGCUGACGACAUGCGUGAUCGUAUCACCAGUUUCCGAAAAACAGGCAUGAAGAAGGAGAAGCCCCUCAUUCAGCACCCGACGGACCCCCUGUCGAUCCAGACCGAGCUGCCGCUCCCUCAGCCGCUCUUUGACGAGCGCUCCAUGAACCUUUCGGAAAAGGAGAUUAUUGACCUCUUUGAGAAGAUGAUGGAGGACAUGAAUCUGAAUGAAGAGCGAAAGGCCCCCCUUCGCGGGAAGGAUUUGAGCACCAAACGGGAGAUGGUGGUCCAGUACAUCUCCGCCACAGCCAAAUCUAUAACUGGGAGCAAAGUCGCGCAUUUGGAAGGUUUAACAGAGAAGACAGACAUGUUAGAGCAGCCCUCCGUGACCCAGCCUACGCUCGGUCUAUGCUCUCAGACACAACGCCCCCCUUUUUGA